GAAGGGCGCGGGCAGAAGAAUAUGCCCUGUUUCCUCACAAAUAUCACAACAUCCUCCAUUUCCUCUCUUUCAAUCAAAAUCCCCAAAUUUUCAAAUUCACCCAAAAGCCCUAGUUUUUCUUUUCUUCUUCUACCUCUCGAGGAAUUAAUUAGGUAACAAUGGGGAACACGGAGAAGCUGAUGAACCAGAUCAUGGAGCUGAAAUUCACCUCGAAAUCGCUUCAGCGUCAAGCUCGAAAAUGCGAGAAGGACGAGAAAUCGGAGAAGCUAAAGGUGAAGAAAGCGAUCGAGAAGGGAAACAUGGACGGCGCUCGAAUCUACGCCGAGAACGCCAUCCGGAAGCGAACGGAGCAGAUGAACUACCUCCGUCUUUCAUCGCGCCUCGACGCCGUCGUUGCACGCCUCGACACGCAGGCGAAGAUGUCGACGAUAAGCAAGUCGAUGGGAACAAUCGUGAAAUCCCUAGAAUCCACUCUCGCCACCGGAAACCUCCAGAAGAUGUCGGAGACCAUGGACAGCUUCGAGAAGCAGUUCGUGAACAUGGAGGUUCAGGCUGAGUUCAUGGAAUCCGCCAUGGCUGGAUCAACCUCGCUUUCAACCCCUGAGGGCGAGGUUAACUCCCUCAUGCAGCAGGUCGCAGACGAUUACGGCCUUCAGGUCUCCGUCGGCCUCCCGCAGCCGGCGGCUCACGCGCUUCCCGCCAUGGACGCCGCAGACAAGGUCGACGAGGAUGACUUGUCUAGGCGCCUAGCCGAACUCAAGGCCAGAGGGUAAAGGAAAGUUGAGAUUUUCAUUGUCUUAAGGAUGAUGGGUUUGAAGGAAACCUUUACAGGUUGGAUUCAUGCAAUUAAUGUAGACUCACACAAUGGAUCUGAUUCUUAACUCGACCUGCACACAGCAGAAGCUUUGUACUAGGUUGUUUUUAUUAUUAUUAUUGUUGUUGUUGUUGUUGUUGUGUAGAAAGAAAGCAAGUCUUGAGCCGUGGUAAAGCUACUUUUUUUAUGAUUGAAAGGUGACGAGUUUGAUUCUGGAAAACAACAAUAUCGUUGCAAAUAUACCAGAAUAAGGCUGCAUAUAGAACUGUCUGCAUCCCUACUCUCGCUAAUCGGUGUUUAUGGGGAGUGAUUUUUUAAUUAUUAUUGUAUAGAAGUUGCUUGUGGGCAUUUCAAUUCCCUUUGUCUGAUGUGAAAAUCUGGUUGUUUCUUAUGGAUAUUGACUGUGACCAUGAGAAGAGAAUGCUUGUGUUUGUUUCUUUUUCUGUUUUAGGGGCGGGUUCUCAUUUUCAAUUGUAGGAUGUGGUACUGAAUUUGUGAAUGGUUAAAAUGGGUCCUAGGUGAGAUAGCUAUUUAGUAGAUUGGUGGUGUUUUUCCUUUGGAAAUACCAAAGCAACAACAUUAAUUGUCUUAUUGGUGAUGUUG
This is a messenger RNA of Gastrolobium bilobum, 1417 nucleotides long. Its product is annotated as ESCRT-related protein CHMP1B-like. The transcript has 2 exons. Gene Ontology annotation, biological process: late endosome to vacuole transport; protein transport; endosome transport via multivesicular body sorting pathway. Gene Ontology annotation, cellular component: ESCRT III complex; multivesicular body. NCBI's taxonomy places the organism in Eukaryota, Viridiplantae, Streptophyta, Magnoliopsida, Fabales, Fabaceae. The record is from RefSeq and is a predicted model, not a curated record. Bases 159 to 773 code for a protein of 204 amino acids.